GAUUAUGAAAGACGGCGGUUUCUCGCCCUUCUACUGGGACAUGCUGAAGGCCAACGCCAUUGCCAACCUCAAUGGUGGAAGCGCGAUGCUGUACAAACGACCCCUGAUUCUGGCGGCUGCUUUGGUUUCUACCGUGGGAGACGGCAACACAGCACCGUUCCGCGGGGAUAGUGGAAACAGGAUUUACGCCCGCAUUGCCUUUGGAACGACCUUCUAUGGCUUUGGAAAUCUCGCUCAGAUCAACUUCAAGCUGCCAGUAGGCUACUCCUGUGCCACUACACAGCAGGGUGGAAGUGUGCCCGAUCUGAGUUUGUUGGCCAAUCGCUUCCCUUCGACCAAGGGUCGUUUGGGCGGACUGAUUCCUGAAGUCCGGUACCGGAACGUCCCAGCCACCCCUGAUGUGAUGUGUCAGAUCACCCUCUUGGAGGAC
This is a messenger RNA of Cladocopium goreaui, 430 nucleotides long. The record is from the annotation of a GenBank genome assembly. NCBI's taxonomy places the organism in Eukaryota, Dinophyceae, Suessiales, Symbiodiniaceae.